This is a messenger RNA of Eupeodes corollae, 900 nucleotides long. Its product is annotated as kxDL motif-containing protein CG10681. NCBI's taxonomy places the organism in Eukaryota, Metazoa, Arthropoda, Insecta, Diptera, Syrphidae. The coding region runs from base 128 to 775 and encodes 215 amino acids. The transcript has 2 exons. The record is from RefSeq and is a predicted model, not a curated record. Gene Ontology annotation, biological process: lysosome localization. Gene Ontology annotation, cellular component: BORC complex.
CUACACAUCUGAUUUUUCAAUUUAUUGUUUUCCUUCUCGUCUGUCAUAACAUAUUGGUUGAUUUAUAAACAAAAGAAAACUUGUCUAAAAUCAAUCAUCGUCCCUGAAGAAAAAAAAAACGAAAAUCAUGAAUUCGGAAAUGAGUAGUUCGAUGCAAUCGAGACGUAUUGGUGGCCCGGGGCCUCAUGGAACUCCCGAAAGUGAAUUCAGCAUAGAAUGUUUUCAAAAUUACACCGCAUCUGAGGUGUUCGUUCAAGGUCUUGCUGGCCUGGUGAAUCAGGGGGACGUUGAGAGUAUGAUAAGAGCCCAAAAGCAAAUGUUACAACGCUUUGAAAAAACCAAUGAAAUGCUCCUCAAUUGCAAUGCCCUGAGUCAAAGUCGUCUUAAACUAGCUGGGGAUGAUUUUAAGAAACAUGUCAAACUGCUGAACGAAAUGAAAAAAGACUUGGACUACAUUUUCAAGAAGAUUCGAAUAAUAAAGACAAAAUUAAGCACGCAAUAUCCAACAGCGUAUGUUGAAGCCCAACCGCAGCGGAAUAGUUUAGCCGAAGAGGCAGAGGACGACGAAGAUGCUUCAAGUGUUGUCGAGAUACCAAAGCAAACGAAGCCAGUGUCAGAGAAGAAAUCCAAGGACACAACUGUUGAGUACGUUCAGAUGGAUGAAGCUGUGGAAAAUGGCAAACCUGUUGAAAAUGAUCUUAUCAAGCGAGUGUGUUCGAUUGAGUCGGCCAAUCCAAAUGAUUCCUCAGAUUGCACUUCCGAAGAUACUGGUUAAGGGUUUGUGCACGCAUUAGGAAGUUAUUUAUAUUUAAAUAAUUGUAGAUUUUUAUUUAUUUCUUGUUAGUUUAUGUUAGUUAAUAAAUUCGUGCCAUUCCCAUCGCAAUAAAUCUGAUAGAUGAA